UAAAUUAAAAAAAAAAAAUAAUGAAAAAACAGGGAUCAACUUAUAAAUUAAACUCAAGUCAGUCAGCCAGCUUAAUUUCAAUAAAAACUAUUGUAUUUCCAGAUAAACUAAAUGCGGACAAUUUAUCAAAUACACAUAGUUUUGCACAAAAUUCCUUACUGAAAAAGGAAAAUCAACGUAAAAGUAGCAAAACUAAUUCAAUUGAGUCAAAAAAAAUCGAAUCAAUUAGAAAAGGUGAAUCGAAAAUUAUGCAAACAGAAUCUAAAGCAGAAACUUCCCCAACAGAUACGAAAGAAGCUUUUAAAUUACUUCAUCAGAAACAUAUUUCUGCAUGCUCUGAAAGUGAAGCAAUAGAUUCAGAGCAUAAGUUAAUAGGAAAAUACAAAAAUAAAAGUCGGAUCGAUAAGAAAAAUAAGUCAUUUAAAAAAUAUAACCAACUUUACAUUUUACAUUCUAAAAAUAUUCAGAAACCUGGUUCCCUAAAAAAUCGAAACUUCAAAGGAAAUAAUUUUCAAAAAUUUUUUCAACAGAAUUCAAUCAAUAGAAUUAUUGAAUUAGCUGAUAAUGUAGAAACAUCAAGUGAAGAACGUAAACCUUUAGAAGAAAAUAGAUGCAUCGAAAUCGAUUUGGAAAAUCCUUUCAAUUUAGAUUAUCAUGGUUUAGACUACCAAAAUACAUAUAAAAAUGACGAACAAAACUUUCAAAAUAUUAGAGAAUACCGGAAAAUAAAACGUUAUGCAAAUCGAAUUCAAACGAAAAAGAAUAUUGAUAGAAUAUGCAAGGAAGAAGAUGAAAUUGAUAAAUUUGCAAUACCACCUUAUUUUAGCAUUAAUAUAUCAUAUGAUUCGAAUGGAGAUCCUAUUGAAUUUUCAAAACUGAAUAAGUUAUCUUCAGAUUCUUCAGAAAGUUUUCAUGUCGGACCACUUUAUCGUACCGAAAAGAAACCAAUCAAUCGUUUUAUUAUCAAAAUGGAAAGGAAACAAAGGGAGGGCCGGUAUCGAAAUUUAAUUGAGAGAAAUAAGGAAUAUAAUGCGGAAAUCGAAAAAAUUAAGAAGAAAACUGCAGAAAAUUUCAAACAAAAUAAAACAGUAAUUGUCGCAGAAGAAACUUUCAAUAAAUUUUACAAUAAGAAGUCAUUUAAUUCUGACACAUUAAACACAGAAUUAACCGAAAAAAAGACUAAAAUUUUUCCAUGCACCCUACCUGAAAUGAAGAAGUUAAAACAUAAAAUGAAAGUAUUGAAAUUUAUUGAUUUUGAAAAAUGCAAACUACGUAAGCGUUUCUUCAAUAAUAUAGGAACCCCAACACAAUUAGAGGAAACCAAACUUUUUUCAAUGAGUUUAUCAGAAUUUUCAAAUUCAGAACAAUCCAAUAAAGAUGAUGACAAUAUUGAAAUUAAACGGGAAGGGGAAAAAUAUUACUUAGAAGGGUUUCAUUAUCGGACUGGAAACGAAAUUUGCGAUAAAUAUUCGAAAACGGAUAAAUCUGUUGAAGUCAAUAUUAACCGGAAAGUUUGCUCUAGGCUAGGUUCAUCGUUUUUGAAAGAGCUUAAUACAGAAACUCCUAAAUACAACGCGUCGCAUAAUAGGUCGAAUUUUCAAAAAUCAAAAAUUUAUCCUUCUACUUUCAAACCAGCACGAAAAACUGAAGCGGUGCAUCCUUUAAGAGAAGUCGCUAAACCAUUUGGCGAGAAAUAUAAAUUUGUUGUAAAACGAAAUAUUGAAUGUAAAAAGCCUAAAGCUAACAAAAUUAAAAAAUUUAAUUUAUAUAAUUAUAUAUUUAGUGAUGAUAAAACAAAGAUAUCGGAUUCUACUGAAUACUAUCAUCUCGCAAAAAUGGAAAAUAUAGAAAGCAUCUCAGAAUACAUACGAAAUAAAAAGAAAUUUAAAAAUGAUGUAAGACGUCAGAAACGAAAACAACGCUUAAAAUAUUUAGGUAUUUCGUAUAAACCGAAGCAAUCGAAUCAUUUAUCUUUUUGUCGAGAAUCAUCUGAGUCUGAAGAUUCCGAUUGGGUACCUAAAGAAUAUAAAAACGUUGCAAAAAUUGACUGCGAACUCCUUUCAAAAGAAAAUUUGCCAAGAUCUAAUUGCACUCCAUUUGCAAAAAAUACAUUGACUAAGUUUAAAUAUAUGCCAGCACCUCGAUUUCGUGAGUCAACACUACAACGAAAUCCUAAUAAUAUCCGUGAUUUAAACGAACAAGUAUCUGAAUCGGUCAUUUUAGAAGAAGAACAUACUAAAUUACCAUAUCUCAAAUGUCCAGAAAGUGAUAAAAAUAUUCCAAUGAAGCUAGGUGAACCUAAAAAAAAUUUUAUGACUUUUCUGAAAACGCGUCAUCAUCAUGAACAUCAUCAAGCGACACAACAUAAAGAUCUUAAAGUGUUAUUCAAGCCAAAAUAUCCCAAAAUAUCCCAAGUUAAUAAUUCAGAUAAUUUUGAAAAAACUACUAAUAAAGCAAAUACACAAUUAAAGAAUAUUUUUAAACAAAUCUCUGCAUCCAAAAUCAAUAAUCAGAACUCAGUUUCAAUUGUAUACAAAGAAAAUAAUCCUCCUAAAACAACAGAAAACCAAAUUGAAACGAAAGACAUUGAACAACAAAAUAUAUUAGAACAAUAUCACAACAAAUAUGAAUCGGUACUUUGUUUUCCUGAUAUUGACGAUUUCCAUCUGCUGAUUGAGGAGAUCCAAAAUUCUGAAACUGAAAGCCCAGAUAAAGAAGCGCAAGGGAUGCAAUUCAAAAAAGUGUCAAAUUUAUUGGACAAAAAUGAAAUUAUAAAAAAUUUCACAAAUGAAUUAGAAAGCAUAAAGUCAUGCCUAUCUUCACUAGAUAGUUCGAUUUGCACAAAUUUCACCAAUGACAGUGGAAGCUUCCUUAUGGCUACUAAUAAAAAAAUUCCACUUGAUUUUUUACGAAAGUCGGUCAUACCAUUUGAAGAAACUAAUCGUACACGUAUUAAAGCAAUACCAAUACCACUGCAUGAAAAUGAAGAAGAUCCUUAUAAAGUAGUACAUUUCGCUGGACAAAAAACUGAAGAAAUAAAAAAUGUCAUAUAUGAAUUUCAUACUUUCUCUCAUGAAAAUCGUAAAGGUAUUCGUGAUCGUAUAUUUGUCCCGUUGACUAAUAUAUCAAAAGUGAAAUUGGGACUUAAGGGUUCUAAAAAAUAUACACCAAAAUAUGCCUCUGAUUUAGAUGAAAUAUAUAUUAAAGAUUUAGAAAAGGGACCUGUAACAAAAAUUUUUCGUCGUUCCUCAGCCCAUUUACUUAAAACCGCAUUACGAAAAAAAUAUAUUUGUUGGUGCAUUCAACAAAAGUUACUGGAACAAAAAUCAGUCGAUGAGAAACAAUUAUUAUAUUAUAUAAAUAUAGAAAAAAUGAAAAAUUUAUUUAACAAUUUCUUUUUCAAAUUACAAAAAAUGUAUUAUGACAAAUUAAAAGAGGUUGAAUAUGAAAUUGAACCAAAUUAUUUAAUAACAAAAGAUUUAAGAAAUAAAUUGAAAGAACUAGAAAAAGAAAUGACUAUUAUUAGUAUGAAUAUUAUCUGCAUUGAAAAUAAACUAAAUAAACUUGUUAUUCUCCAAAAUUUUCAAUAUUUGCUAAAAGAUGAAAAAUGGAGAAUUGAACAUGAUUGGUUACACAAAAAACAUGAUGGUGCUUUAGAAAAUUAUCGGGAUUCAAUUGAGAAACGCUCCUCCCAAAACGUUCUUGAAAGAAAUCGGGAUGAUGUUUGGGCCAUUAAGAAAUUUUAUGAAAAACAUUUUGUUAAUUCCCGUCAUCCUGUAUUAAUUUGCUUUCCAAAUGCAACAUCUUUCAAUUCGGCUUUAAAGGACUUAGAAUCAAAAACUUUUACCCAAUUCAUAAAUUUGAAUUCUAUUUUAAUAUUCCACGCAAACUUGCAAAAUCAGUAUAAUCAAAUUUUGGUAAAGAGCAAAAAUUGCCAUUAUAAUGCAACGGGCCAAUUAAUUAGAAUAAAAGACAUUAAACAAACAUUUAUGUUAAAUAGAAAUAUGGAAUUGCAAAAAGAAACACAACAUUUAAGUAAUGAACCACUUGCCAAAUCUGUCGCUUCAACAAAUUUAAGAACUAUAAAAGCUUUCGUUGAAGUACUCUACAAAAAACUUGUACCUUGGAGUAUCAGACAGUCGAUGAAGGAAGAUGUUAGUUUUAAAGAUCAAACCACUAUCAUUUGGGAAUACUUAUUAAAUUUAUUAGCAAAAAUUGACGAAAUUCCAAAAAAAAUCCGAGAUUCUACAAUGUUGAAAUACCGUAGGCGUUUAAAAGUUGAUACUUCAAUUUCAAAAAAAGCAGUAGAAAUAGAAAAUCGUAUUACUACUUCUAUGAACACAGUUCAAAUGCUUUUAAAACCACCAAAAUUAAAAGAUCGUAAGGAAACUUUAAAAAAAUACAGUAGUAUUAAAUUAAAAAAAAAACGUGAAACAGACGAAAUUAAGGAAGAGCCUAUUCCAGAAAAAAUUCAAUUUUUUUAUGAAGCCCUGCACGAUAUUCAAGAUAUGCCCGAAAUUACUAAAAAAGAUCACGUUGAAAUUGAAGAAAUUUUAACUGGAAUUGAAGAAGAAAGUAUUACAUUCCAUUUUGAUCAUUUCCUGCGUAUUAACGAUUAUGAACCAGACUAUAAUUAUAAAACACAAAUAGAAAUUAUUGAUGGUUCUGAAGAGAAUUACUUCAAGUAUGAAGAUGUAAUUCCAUACGUAAAACAGCAAGUUGAGGUUUGGGAAAAAAAUCGCAUAAUAAAAAUUAAACAACAUAUAGAAGAAAAUCAAAAAUUAUAUACUGACAUUAAAACUUAAUUUGUCUUAAAAACAUACCUAAAAUA
This is a messenger RNA of Condylostylus longicornis, 4831 nucleotides long. RefSeq lists its product as uncharacterized. NCBI's taxonomy places the organism in Eukaryota, Metazoa, Arthropoda, Insecta, Diptera, Dolichopodidae. The transcript is spliced from 4 exons. The record is from RefSeq and is a predicted model, not a curated record. Bases 21 to 4805 code for a protein of 1594 amino acids.